Heterocephalus glaber (naked mole-rat) is the source of this 2554-nucleotide messenger RNA. It is a transcript of the gene Tdrkh, whose product is annotated as tudor and KH domain containing. Gene Ontology annotation, cellular component: P granule. Gene Ontology annotation, biological process: piRNA processing; spermatogenesis; P granule organization. NCBI's taxonomy places the organism in Eukaryota, Metazoa, Chordata, Mammalia, Rodentia, Bathyergidae. Gene Ontology annotation, molecular function: RNA binding. The record is from RefSeq and is a predicted model, not a curated record.
GAAGUGGGGGCUGAAUCGCGGCCGGCGGUCCGAGUCGCGGUACUCGAGGGCGGCGGCCGCGGCCGGGCGGAGGUGUGAGGCGGAGCGUGCGAAGGUGGACGCUGGAGGAGUGGAUGUAAGAGGACAGUGGAAAAUGUCCACUGAGCAGACUUCUUGGACAAGCCUGUCCACCCUUCAAAAGGUGGCCCUGGGCCUCGGGAUCCCCGCCAGCGCAGCAGUGGCCUACAUCCUGUACCGCCGGUACAGGGAGAGCAGGGAAGAGCGGCUGACAUUCGUGGGGGACAACGACAUCGAGAUAGAGAUGCGGGUGCCCCAGGAGGCUGUGAAGCUCAUCAUCGGCCGGCAGGGAGCCAAUAUUAAACAGCUGCGGAAACAGACCGGUGCUCGGAUCGAUGUGGACACAGAGGAUGUAGGCGAAGAGUGCGUCCUGCUGAUCAGUGGGUUUCCCGUUCAGGUGUGCAAGGCCAAAGCUGCGAUCCAUCAGAUCCUGAUGGAGAACACCCCGGUGUCUGAGCAGCUCUCAGUGCCCCAGAGGUCUGUGGGCAGAAUCAUAGGGAGAGGCGGCGAGACAGUUCGUUCUAUCUGCAAGGCCUCAGGAGCCAAAAUUACCUGUGACAAAGAAUCGGAGGGGACAUUACUACUAUCAAGACUUAUCAAAAUCUCAGGGACACAGAAGGAAGUGGCAGCAGCCAAGCAUUUGAUACUGGAGAAAGUGUCAGAAGAUGAAGAGCUUCGGAAGAGAAUCGCCCAUUCUGCAGAAGCCAGAGUUCCACGCAAGCAGCCAAUCAGCGUGAGAAGAGAGGAAACAGAGUCGGGCGGCGCUGGGGAGCCAGCUCUGUGGGAAAACGCCAGCUCCGGCUCUGGCGGCAGGCAGGCUGCGGCCCUGGCGGUUCCUGCCCGCAAAGGAGGUGGUGACCCGACUGUUGUGAGACCAAAAGAGGGUUCCUGGGAGGAAGCUGAUCAUGGCUUUCAGGAGUCUGGAGCCCAGGCCAGUCCAGAGAAGUCCAUUUUUGAAAUCCCCAGUCCCGACUUCAGUUUCCAUGCUGAUGAGUACCUGGAGGUCUACGUGUCUGCGUCUGAACACCCUAACCACUUCUGGAUCCAGAUCGUUGGCUCCCGCAGCCUGCAGCUAGACAAACUCGUCAGUGAGAUGACCCAGCACUAUGAGAACAGUCCGCCGGAAGACUUGACUGCUCGCGUGGGAGACAUUGUAGCAGCGCCCUUAUCUGCAAAUGGUUCCUGGUAUCGAGCUCGGAUCCUUGGCACCUUGGAGAAUGGGAACUUGGACCUCUAUUUCGUUGACUUUGGAGAUAAUGGAGAUUGCCCGCUGAGGGACCUCAGGGCUCUCAGGAGUGACUUCCUAAGCCUUCCGUUUCAAGCCAUAGAAUGUAGUCUGGCACGGAUCGCCCCCUCAGGGGAGCAGUGGGAAGAGGAAGCGCUGGAUGAGUUUGACAGACUCACCUACUGCGCUGACUGGAAGCCACUGGUGGCCAAGAUCUCUAGCUAUGUCCAGACCGGGAUCUCCACCUGGCCAAAGAUCUACUUAUAUGAUACCAGCAAUGGAAAGAAGCUGGAUAUUGGGCUAGAAUUAGUCCGAAAAGGAUAUGCGAUUGAGCUUCCUGAAGAUGUGGAAGAAAACAGAGCUGUCCCAGACAUGUUGAAGGACAUGGCCACUGAAACAGAUGCUUCUCUCGCCAGCAUGCUGACUGAGCCCAGAAAGAGCCCUGGAGAGCUAGCACAUACCCUGUCCUGCCUCAGCUUAUCAGAAGCUGCCUCUAUGUCUGGUGACGAUAACCUUGAAGACGACUACUUACUCUGAAGCCUGGGCCUCCGCUGCCUCAGCCAUCUGCUUUGCUGAUUUGGCACAGGAUUUGCUUCUGGAGAGAAGAUGACGAUAGAUACAUGCAGUCCUUCCCUCGUUACACACUCAGUCUGGCUUGCUGUGGACCAAAUCCCUUUUCACCUUGGGGCCAAAGGAAGACGCAUACGUCCCCUUCCCGUGUCACCCACCCUGAUCCCGCCUGUGUCUUCCAGUGUUUGAAUGCCGCUGUUAGUUCCAGCUCUUCAGCCUCAGGCUGGGCCCCGUGCCAGUCACAGUGCAGACUGUUGCUAGGCCGUGUCCUUUUUGAGGCUGAGAAACAGCCACGGUUUGGUUAUUGGGAGCAGCGAUGACUGCAGACUUGUGACUCACCUCCCCAGGUGACUCUUGCUAAGGGUAGCGUUAGAGGACUGGACUCAAAGACUCAAGUUGAGUCAGAAAGAAAAGGCAAAAAUUAGCAUAAAUAUAUGAAAAAGCCUUGGGAGGCAGGACGAGAGGCCACCUCCCGUCUUCCAUUGCUGAUAUGUUACUGGAGACAGGUUCCCUAAACACUGCUCCAGCUGUUUCUUGUGAACCUUAGUUAAAAAGAAAAGGAGAGAGGUGACUCGGGAAAUAUUCUGAAUUGCUAGUAUAUUAUCUAUAUGUGUGAAAUACACUGAAAGAGAACAUACACAGUUUGGUUAAAAUCAUUUCAGGGAUUCUUUGCUAAAUAAAGUUCUCAGACUUAUCUAAAAA